This is a messenger RNA of Mesocricetus auratus (golden hamster), 2365 nucleotides long. It is a transcript of the gene Nhlh1, whose product is annotated as nescient helix-loop-helix 1. The transcript has 2 exons. The record is from RefSeq and is a predicted model, not a curated record. Gene Ontology annotation, molecular function: DNA-binding transcription factor activity, RNA polymerase II-specific; protein dimerization activity; RNA polymerase II cis-regulatory region sequence-specific DNA binding. Gene Ontology annotation, biological process: regulation of transcription by RNA polymerase II. Lineage: Eukaryota; Metazoa; Chordata; Mammalia; Rodentia; Cricetidae. The coding region runs from base 440 to 841 and encodes 133 amino acids.
GUGUGCCUCGGUGUGAGGGUGAGUGUGGGUGACGCCAGUGCUUGACUAAGAUCACGCCUUCUGCCGAGGCCCUACAUCUCCACCAUGUGUAACCCUCUCAUCUGUCCUGGGGCCUGUUUAGCCACAAGCUGUCCCUAAAAGCUCUAGAAACUGGUCACUAACUUUGCAGACAGAUGACCCUUGAGCAGCCCGAAGAGACUGGAGCUCUCCACACUGUCCCCCUCGCUCACCCGCUUGGAUCCUUUGGCAGAGUCCUUCUAGGCUCCAGGCUGGAAUACUGACCAUGGAACCUUGAAGUGACCCUGUUUUCCUGAGCUCAGUGGCCGAGGCCGACACUCCAGGCCCUUCCUGCAUCUACCACAGCCCAGUUUUCAAGCUCAGAGCAGAGCAGGAGGGGUAGGGAGGUGAUCCGCCUUUCUUUAGGCCGGAGGCUUCCAUCAUGAUGCUUAACUCCGACACCAUGGAGCUGGACCUGCCUCCCACCCACUCGGAGACCGAGUCGGGCUUUAGCGACUGUGGGGGCGGGCCUGGCCCGGAUGGUGCUGGGUCGGGGGAUCCCGGAGUGGGCCAGGUCCGGAGCUCGGAGCUCGGAGAGUCCGGCCGCAAAGACCUGCAGCACCUGAGCCGGGAGGAGCGCAGGCGCCGGCGCCGCGCCACGGCCAAGUACCGCACCGCACAUGCCACGCGGGAGCGCAUCCGCGUGGAAGCCUUCAAUCUGGCCUUUGCCGAGCUGCGCAAGCUGCUGCCCACUCUGCCCCCAGACAAGAAACUCUCCAAGAUUGAGAUCCUGCGUCUGGCCAUCUGCUAUAUCUCCUACCUGAAUCACGUGCUGGAUGUCUGAGCUCAGCCCGCCUCCCUCUCUGGAUUCCCCCUCCCCCCCGGGGCCUCUCCAGAGCCCCCUGACACCACACAUUACUUAGAAUGGCCGGCUCCUUCCCAUCCCAGAGCACCGGGCCCACACCACUGGCCCUGAAGGCCAGCUUCUUUUCAUUGACCUAGGCAUGUGAGGGAUGUUCUCAUGGGUUCCUUCAGAGAGUUUUAGGGCCUAGCUGGUCGGAGCUGCUUGCCACAGUGGUCAGAAUGGAGUCCUUGCUGGAUUUACUAACCCAGACUCAGCUGCUGCCUCUUCUCCUCUAUGUCCAAGUUUUCAGAGACCCCAGACCCAGAUUCUCUUCUGGCCAUGAUGGGACCCAGCAUCAGAAUCUGAAGGGGAAAUGGCCAGGGGCAGAGUGGGGAGUGGGUUCCUAAGUCCCAGACCUCUCUAGCCAUGGCUGCGGGGAGGGAUGGGCUCUUGGGACACAGAGAAAUGAGUGAGGUGACUCCCGGGUAGCCAGGGGUCAUAGAAAAAGUCUGCCUUUCCUUUGUCUAUCUCGUUCCUGAGGCUUAGAAUAUACAGACCUCAGAUCUUACUUGGUAGUGAGUGCCUUGCCUUCCUGGAGCUGUCUGGCCACUCCCCUGACCCUUCCCAUGGUCUGCCAUUCCAGUUUUCUCCCCUUCCCUGUGCGGGCUAGAAGAAGGAAAACCUCAGUCCUGGAUGACAAUGACAUCUCCAAACAGCCCAGGGCACCUUAGGGAAGGCCCAGGCCCUGGGCGGGGCAUCACUGCAGCAGCUGCUCCCAGCCCCAUCCCGAAGACCUUGAGAACACGCCAGCCCCAUCAGCUCCUCCCUCAGACGCGAAGGGAUGCCUGCUACUGCCCCCUGUGCACGCUCUGGGGCCUUCUUAUUUCCACCCCUUCCUUUCUUAAGCUGCCGUGGGGAGGAAGGUGCCCCGCCCAUGAGCCCCACCUGCCCAUGGUAGCCUGUGCAACUGGAGUAGAUGGGCCUAAGAAUCCCUGAAGAAAAAAAAUGAACUCAUGCUUUUUCGCGCUCCAUCCGCCCUCACACCAAACUCCUAACUCUACAAGGAUAUUUAUUUAUGUAUUUAUUUAUUUAUUCAUUUAUUUAUUUAUAAAUAUUACUAUUUAUUACUGAGUUAUGCACUUUGGGGUAUGGUGAGGAGGACUCCCCACAGCUGGCUCUAGCUGGGACUCUCCUUCCCCCCCCCUGCUAACUUCCUUCCUUUUCUUGCUCCUUCUCCAGGGCAGGUAUGUGUGGGGAUCCCUUCAUCCACCAUACCAGUCCCCUUUCCUGGAAUAGUGCUCCUCCCCCAGCCUCCCACCUUCCGGGUGUCCUCUCUCAGCCCCUCUGACCCUGACAAUCCCACUCCAGUGCUAUCCACCUCCAUUCCGUUUAUCGACCCGCUUUUUCCAACACCACCAAGAGCAGACCCCAGGGUCUGUGUCUGGUGGCCUGUGUGUAAGUCUCUCUCUGGUUACAUUCCUAAUUUCUUACAAAAAGAAAAAUUAAAGUGACCUCGAUCUAGAA